GCAUACAGCAAGGCAGGGGUCGAGCAGUGUGGUAUGUGUCAUAAAAUUCGACAGAAGAAAGCUGAGCGCAAAGUUGAACGUUCAUAAUCCGAGUACGACGCGUGUGGAGCAGGGAGUUAUUCCGUAUACUUGCUGGAAUCAUUGUCAGUAGUUGACAUUCACAUGUGUGAUAUUACGCGUUACUCUAGUCGGUUUCAGUUAACCCUUGGUGGUGAAUCGGCAUUCCCUUCAGUGCGUAAUUGAGUUCAGACGUCGUGGACGACAGCUGCGUCCACAAUCUAAAAUUAGUGUUCUUACACCGCGAGAGCUGAACAGACGCUUUAAACCAACGCACGAUAACUCUGAUAAUCGGUUGUGCUGAAAAUCGAAUUUUCUAAAACUUUAUGUUCAAUUCCGCUUACCUAUGCGAGAUCGUAGAAGUACCUUCACCAAAGAGUAUAUAAACACUAUUGUUAACCCCUUAGGAACCCGUCCACCAAGACAGAUAGAAAGCCACAUCCAUAGAGACCGCGCGGCACUACAAGAGCCCGCAGAAGAAAAAACCCAAAAAACCAUGUUGAUGCCUACUGCAGGCCUUGGUGCUUCCGCUGAAACAGAGAGCCUGGUUGGAAGCCUGAGCUCUUUGGGCGUCCUCAGCGCCGGAAGCCUGAAUGGCACCUCGGUACAGAAUAAAGAUACUACCUGGACUAAAUUAUUUGUCGGCGGUUUACCCUAUCACACAACAGAUAAAUCCCUGAGGGAUCAUUUUGCCGUCUAUGGCGAAAUUGAAGAAGCCGUUGUGAUAACCGACCGGCAAACUGGAAAAAGCCGAGGUUACGGAUUUGUGAUAAUGGGAGAUAGAACCUCAGCCGAGAGGGCAUGUAAAGAUCCGAAUCCCAUUAUUGAUGGUCGUAAAGCGAACGUCAAUUUGGCUAUUCUAGGUGCGAAGCCUAGAGGAAAUGUACAGGCUGGCUUUCCGUUCCCUGGAAUAAGAACGGGAUAUCCGACACUUUUACCCAGUCAAUACGGUGUACCACCAGGAUAUGUUUAUCAGUCUCCCUAUUUAGCUGCGACUGCGCCAGGUAGUUUAAUGCCUUUGCCAACAUCUCCUUUGUCGCAUGCGGCUGCAGUAGCUGCAGCUGCAACGUCACAAUUUUAUGAAUAUCAGAACGCAGCCGCAGUAGCGGCUGCUGCUGCAGCUCCUUACACAGGACAGUACACAAAUGGAUUUGAUGCAUACACUCCUUAUACUGCUGCUGCAGGGACUGCUAGUUAUAUGCCUUACACUUACGCAGCAUUACCACAGACACCUGGCUUACCAACUGCAACAGCCGGUGCUUUCCCAGCAAUCCCUUACCAAACAGCAGCUCAAGCGCCUGCUUUGCAAGAGGCUAGACUCCAAUAGGGCACAGUGAAAUCUGCCGAUCUAUUUUGUUUAAUGACCAAAAUUCCCAAUCGUGUCGGAAGAUAAGAAUAUCAUGACAAAGCAGAUUAUUGCUAAUAAUGUCCAUAAUCCAUAUCCUUCUUAGAAAAUUUCAGAAUACACUCACUGACGCAUCACCAAAUCUUAUUUUCUUUACGUUUUUCUCGAAUGAUAAUAAAGAAAAAUGUGGCAAAUUUUCAACAAAUUCCUAGCAUAAAGUCAUUCGAAUAAGCUGAUAAAACUAACGUCACACGAGGCUUUCUCAAGUUCCUGCAUAUAAUUAACGUGUCCAAAAAAAUUUGCAUUAUUUAAAGCUCUUAUACUUUUUGAGGAUAAGAGACAGGCAUUACUAGUUAAUAGUCAUGAAUUACAUGCAUGAAUUCUCUUCAGAAGCCAUUUCAGUUAACACAAAAAUUCCACAUUAUUCUUAGUUACCAAGAUGAGUAUAUUUUUGCUCAAUAUAUAAAACAGACUUUAGUUGCUCCUACUUUUGCAGAUAGUUUUUGUUGUACUGCAAAAGAAGUGCAAUAAAAUUCUAUAAGGUAGUAAAUUAUGAAUCUGAUAAAUAAAUAAGUCUAGUCUUGUAUAAAAGUACUUAAAAAUUAGUGUUUACAUCUAUAUCUUUUAAUGUAAAGCAAUACGAAAAUCUUUUUUUAAGUUGUUAAUAUUUCGGAUUCAGUACGAAAUACUUAAAAAAAGAAUUAUUUAUUUAUGUUUCUCACGAGAACAUUCAGUUUUUGAGGAAAAAUCAUGAAGCCGAAGAGGAAACCAAAAGAUUUUUACUCAACUAGGAGAAUAAGUAGGUGAUUUAUGUUAUCCACACAAUAUACAUAUUAUUUAUUCGUGAAAUUGUUGUUCCUUCUGGUGCAAGCAGUAAUGAGAUGUUUUUUCAAUAUUUCAGGAGAUCCUUCGCGAUGAAGUUGAACAUUUCAAAAAUCCUCCCAGAAUGUUUAGAUAUCAUCGCAUAAUAAACUUUAUGUAAAUGGAUUGAAGACUAAAAAAUUUGCGAGGAGGUUCCUUCAAAAUAUUGCGCAUAGAAAAUGUCUAGUCAUAAACGGUUUUUGUAAUUCCGUCCAAUCAAAUUGUGCCUUCGUAAAUUGAUAGAAUGUUGUCGGGAUCUUCUCGAUGAAAAUAUCGAUGUUCGUAUUUUUUUUUUUGUUUUUUUAAAUAGAGAAUAAUAAUUUGUGUUACAGCUAAGGAAAAUCUUCAAUCGCAGCUGCUCAUUACAUAAAAUGAUUAUCUUUUAUCAUAUCUAUGAAGUGAAAACCGCCCUGAUAAAGACACAAAAUAUCGAAGCUACACUUGAAUAUGCUGAGGUACACACAUUUUUUUAUCUUAUUAUUUGUAUAGUAUUCUAUAAGCUAUCACUGAAACGAAAACAAAGGGUUUGAUCAAUCCAUUUUUCAAUUGGGAAAAUCCAAUCGCCGAACUAUGCUGAAAUAUUUACUUCGGGCCAAUUUAUCGGAUAGGCACAACAUUCUUUCCAGCUUGACUGGAUCUCUGUUGAUGUGUGAACUCAUGCAUCUUGUCUGUUUCAAACAGCAACUAAAUAGUGAAUGUAGUCAUUAGAAUAAGUGUUUAUAAUUUCCUCCUUUUUAAUAUUACAGUUCGAGAGACUAUCAAUUACUGGUGUUAUGUCCAAAAAGCCAGUAUUGUCACUUGAAUAGUGAAUAUUGUUAUUAUUCUAACUUAAUUUAUUUUGUACUUAUACAAUUUAUAUUGUAUAAUAUGUCAUACGGUUAAAAUAAAUAUUUCUAUAUAAA
Messenger RNA from Coccinella septempunctata (seven-spotted ladybird), 3165 nucleotides. Its product is annotated as RNA-binding protein 24-A-like. Lineage: Eukaryota; Metazoa; Arthropoda; Insecta; Coleoptera; Coccinellidae. The transcript has 5 exons. Gene Ontology annotation, molecular function: RNA binding. Gene Ontology annotation, cellular component: cytosol. Bases 404 to 1384 code for a protein of 326 amino acids. The record is from RefSeq and is a predicted model, not a curated record.